GCCGCCAGGCGCAAGGGGCACUCGUCAUGGCGGCCGAGCGGCGCUGGCGCGGGGCGAUGACAUCAUCAGGAGACGACGCCGCCGCCGCUGCCGCUGCCGCUGCCGCUGCCUUGUCGGGUCAGUGAGGAGCGAGGAGGAUGUCUCCGCCGCCGCUCUUCAGUUUGCCCGAGGCUCGGCUGCGCUUCAUGAAUUCUACUCGAGAGGCCCUCAAGGGCAAAAACAUUAAACCUUUACUGAGUGCAUUCGCUCAGAUACCUGGAAGUGAAAAUGAAAAAAAGUUUACCCUGGAUCAAGCUUUCAGAGUUGCUGUAGAAGAAGAAAUUAUAAAUAAAGCUCCAUGUGAAAAUGUCUUGGCUAUCAUCUCUCUUGUUAUUAAUGGGGUCACAGAAGGUAUCUGUACAGCAUCAACUCCUUUUGUACUCCUUGGAGAUGUUCUGGAUUGCCUUCCUUUGGAUCAAUGUGACAGAAUUUUUACAUUCGUGGAAAAAAAUGUAACUACAUGGAAAUCAAACACGUUUUACUCAGCAGGAAAGAAUUAUUUGCUGAGAAUGUGCAAUGACCUUUUAAGAAGAUUGUCUAAAUCGCAAAAUACAGUAUUUUGUGGAAGAAUCCAACUAUUCUUAGCUAGAUUAUUUCCACUAUCAGAAAAAUCAGCUAACUGGCCUCCCUCACAGAGAGCAAAUAACUUCAUUGCUGCAACAGCUCUACUGGUUACAGGACUUAACUUGCAAAGUCAAUUUAAUUUGGAAAAUAUCACUGUUUUUAAUACCAGCGAGCAAGAGAGCACCCUUGGACAAAAGCAUGUAGAGGAAAGAGAAGAAGGAAUGGAAGUAGAGGAAGGGGAAAUGGGAGAUGAUGAAGCCUCUACUAGUUGUUCCAUUCCAAUAGAUUACAAUCUGUACAGAAAAUUCUGGUCACUUCAAGACUAUUUUAGGAAUCCUGUACAAUGUUAUGAAAAGAUUUCAUGGAAAACAUUUCUUAAGUACUCAGAAGAGGUGCUAGCUGUCUUUAAAAGCUACAAGUUGGAUGACACCCAGGCUUCAAGAAAGAAAUUAGAAGAGCUAAAAACUGGAGGAGAGCAUGUUUAUUUUGCUAAAUUCCUCACAAGUGAAAAGCUAAUGGAUUUACAGCUGAGUGACAGCAACUUCCGCCGCCACAUCCUAUUGCAAUAUUUAAUAUUAUUUCAGUACCUCAAGGGGCAAGUGAAGUUUAAAAGUUCAAACUACAUUCUGACAGAUGAGCAAUCACUGUGGAUUGAAGAUACUACCAAAUUAGUUUACCAGCUACUUUCAGAAAACCCCCCAGAUGGAGAGAGAUUCUCAAAAAUGGUGGAGCACAUAUUAAACACAGAAGAAAACUGGAAUUCAUGGAAGAAUGAAGGUUGUCCAAGUUUUGUGAAAGAAAGACCAAGUGAUUCCAAGCCAAUAAAACCUUUUGUGCGUAAGAGACCUGCUCCUGAAGACUUCCUGGGGAAAGGACCCAACAAAAAAAUUCUCAUGGGGAAUGAAGAAUUGACUCGGCUCUGGAAUUUAUGCCCCGAUAACUUGGAAGCCUGUAAAUCUGAGAGCCGAGAAUAUAUGCCAACGCUGGAAGAAUUCUUUGAAGGGGCUAUUGAACAGGCAGAUCCUGAAAAUAUGGUUGAUAAAGAAUUUAAAGUUGUGAAUAAUUCUAACUAUGGCUGGAGAGCAUUAAGGCUGUUGGCACGCAGAAGUCCUCACUUCUUCCAGCCCACCAACCAGCAGUUUAAAAGUUUACCAGAAUAUCUUGAAAACAUGGUCAUCAAAUUAGCUAAAGAACUACCUCCUCCUUCUGAAGAAAUUAAAACAGGCGAAGAUGAAGAUGAGGAAGAUAAUGAUGCUUUGUUAAAGGAAAACAAUGAAAGCCCGGAUGUUCAACGGGACAAACUUGUAACAGGAGAACAGAUAGAGCUGUUUGCAAACAAGCUUGGAGAAUACUGGGAGGUUCUGGCUCCAAACUUGGAAAUGAAAGAGUCUGAUAUAAGGCAGAUUGAAUCAGAUAGCGAAGAUGUGAAGAUGAGAGCUAAGCAGCUGCUUGUUACUUGGCAAGAUCAAGAAGGGAUCCAUGCUACAAUGGAAAAUCUGAUUACUGCAGUGACCAAAGCAGGAUUAAAUGACCUUGCUGACAGCCUAACAAAUGACAAUGAAAACAAUAGCUAAUUUGGGACUAUUUUUUUUAUAACAGUUAUUGUUGCUAAGUGAUGGAGCCUAACAUUUGCUAGGCCAAUUUAAUUUGGUAAACAAUAAACAUCUUUUAAUAACAUUGUCUAGAAAUUCCAGAAGACUAGUACUCCUGACCCAACAGGAGUCAUUCUACUAUGACAAGAAGAGGUGUAUGUGUGCGUGUGUGUGUGGUGAUCUUUUCUAUAUAAGUCAGAACUUAGUGUAUGGGUAUUUAGAGGUCCAUUGCUUUUGAUACUGACUCUUCCACAAGGUACAUAUAUGUGAAGAUGAAUAACCAAUUAUCCCCUUUCCUAUAUUAAAAAAGUAGAUGUUCAGUCUGGUCAAGUAAGAAAAUUAAGGGUGUACUAUAUAAGAAGAUAUUGUAUCCAAAUUGCUAACAAACCUGUACUUACAGAAAAUCACUAAACAAAGUUUUUCUGCCAUUGUGGAAGUGUUCAAAUGCUGUUGUGACAAUAGCAUUCUAAUUGUCUGGGCCUGCAAUUUUGUCACCUUACCCCCACAAUUUUGGAUGGGAAUGAAAGUCAAAGCACAUGACUUCAUCCAUGAAAGAAAAUAGGGUUUGGUACUUACCAUGAAUGUUCAUUUUGGGGCAUCCCUAAGAUGCAAUCCACAUACUGUUGAGUUAUUCCCCACAUAACAGUAGAUGAGACAGGAGCCCUUAGCUCAAAGGUUAUUUUCUAUUACUGUUGAGUCCUCGUCCUUCUUGCCAGUUGCAGUGUAAAGCUUAUCCUAUCCGCCUAUUAAGAUUCAGUGCUCAAUUCCACCUAUCUUAUCCCUACCAUUUUCAUUUAUUAUUUAUAAGAUUAUGAUGGUGGUGGUGAUGAUGUAUCUACAUGGGAGUGGAUGGAUUGCUCCUCCAGACCAUCCAAAGAUGAACAUCCAUGGUAAGAACAAUGAAUGUUAACCCCUCAUUCUGUGGAUGGCAUGAGGAGCAACCCACAUACUAUUGGGAUGUACCCAAGUCCUUCAGAGCCAGAGUGGAUGUAGCCACUCCUUACAUUACUAACUGCAGGACAGUCUGCCCACAGGCUGCCUGAGUUGACUUCACUUUAUUGACGUUGUAAAGCUGUAUAAACAUGGAUGGCUUCUUUUACCCUGUGGCAUUACAGAUACCAUGUAAUAUUGCUGAGACUGCAUAAACUGUACUUCUUGCCAUGGGUCAUAUAGAAUCGGGCAUACAUUUUUUUUUUACCUUGGCAUCAUAGCUAGAUCAUAACAAUGACUCUGUGGAUCUAAAAUCCUAUUCUGUUACUGUAUCUUUUUACUGUCUAUCGCACAUCUAAAGUGUGCCAUUUUUCUAGUGGAUGUAAGAAAUUUGAGCAGAAAUUUGGAAAAUGAAUAAUUACCUUUAUUUAAACAGCAUUUGGCUGGGUCCAUUGUUAAGGUUAAUUUAUCCCAGCUGCAUAAAUCUAGAUGUAUUGAUAGUGCUGCAAACUCUGAUACCCUUCUUGCUCAUGUAAUGCCUACUAGAAAAACAAUCUUAAAAGUUAGCAAUCUUAAUUAUGCCUUUUUACUGGCUCAAAUGGAGGACUUGUUAACCUAUUUUAACAUUAGAUUCAAGUUUCAGUUGGGAAACCUAGGAAAUAUUCUUGAGGCUGUAAGGUCCCCUUCAAAAACAUGGGUUUUUUUUUGGGGGGGGGGUAGAUGGGAUCAAAAUACACAUCCUUUAUUAUUGUGCCCAGUUCUAAUAUGUGACUGGCUUGCACUAGAUCUGUACACCUGGCUCUGAAAGCUUUCCACAUAUUAUAUAUCCUCUGUGUAUGGCUUCCUUGAAGCUUUAUCAUUCAGUUUGAAUAACCUUGCUGCCUCAAGUACAAUAGACUUCAACUAUUUUGGGUUGUGGUGAAGAAAUGGACCCUGAUGAAGUAGCUCUGACCUGCUUGGCUUUUUUUUGAACAUCUGCACUAGCAAUGGAGGCCAAGGCAGUGUUGGCCAAUAUAGUGGUGUCAAGACUACCAUGGCCCUUUCUAUGCAAAUCUUUGUUAGCAUCUUUUGAACUACUGUCAUUGGUUGGAAGGCCUACAAUAUACCAAGUGCCUUAAUUACCUCUGAGGCAUUGUGUUAUUCCACCCGUCCGCUUCCAACUGGUGAAGAGAAUCUUUUUAGUUUGAAAUUUGUUCCAGGGGCAAUUUAAGUCUAAUUGGACUAAAGCAGCAUCUUAAGUAUUGGAACACCUGAUUUCCCCAAUGGGCUUUGUCUCUGUUUAAGUAGUUGUCUUUUCCAUUCAUUGAUCCUUUCAAAUAAAUUGCCAUGACGA
Molecule: messenger RNA, 4458 nt
Organism: Sceloporus undulatus (fence lizard)
Lineage: Eukaryota; Metazoa; Chordata; Lepidosauria; Squamata; Phrynosomatidae
Product: THO complex subunit 1-like
Exons: 22
Coding region: 138-2177 (679 amino acids)
Biological process (GO): signal transduction; mRNA export from nucleus; regulation of DNA-templated transcription elongation
Cellular component (GO): THO complex part of transcription export complex
Molecular function (GO): protein binding
Source: RefSeq, a predicted model, not a curated record